AUGAGCUCGUUUGGUGCGAGACGAAAAGCAAAGGUCAUCAAAGUCGACUACGAUGACGACGAGAGCAGCGGAGAUGCGCCGCCUGCGACAGAAGGUGGAGGUCUGAAAGAUGACGGCGCGAGGCCAGUGUUUGCAUCAAAAUCCAAUCGAAAGCCAUUGCGUCAAUCCGGACUGCGCAAUGCCCUAAACGCACGAGACGAGGAGGCGUCGGGCGGCAGAGACGAGAUUUCGCAGGGCAACGACGAAGAUGACGACGGGCCAGUAGUUGUCCGGCCGAGUAACGUUCGGGCGGGCGCAUCGAAACAGAAGAAGAAGAUUGCAAUCUCGAAAAUCUCGUUUGGUGGCGACGCGGGCCAGGAGGAUGACGAGGCGAGUAGCGAUUUCGCUACCCCAAGAAAGCCGGCAACGGGACCGAAAGUUCUCCCAAAUUCCAUCAAGCGAGGCAUUGGUGCUAGAGGAUUGCCGCUACCGGUUCGAUCAUACCAGGAGGACGACGACAGGCCAAGAUACAGCAAAGAGUAUCUCAGCGAGCUUCAGUCAUCAACGCCUAAUACCCCCAGUGACCUCUCAUCCCUAAAGGCGAACCUUGACGACGAAAUGGAGCUCGAUCCCUCAGAACUAGAAGGGGCCUUGAUAGUGGAAUCCCCGAUACCAACAACCGUCAGCCAGCCACAGACCACGCAGAUCCUUACCGAAGCCGAGAUUCGCGAGAGGAAAGAGCGGAGAGCUCGAUUAGCAAAGGAAAAGGACUUCCUAUCCAUGGAGGAUGAGGACGAUGGCUUGUCGAGUCGGAAGAAGAAAGACGAGACUCGAUUGGUUGCCGAAGACGAGGACCUCGGAGAAGGCUUCGACGAAUACGUUGAAGACGGUGGAUUGUCACUAGGCAAACGCGCAGAAAAGGAGCGCCGAAAGCAAGAGCGUCAAAAGAUGGCCGAGCUCAUCAACGCAGCCGAAGGCAAUGCCUCGGACUCUUCGUCAGACAGCGAUGCGGAGCGACGAAUAGCCUACGAAAGGGCGCAGACGCGUGCGGGACUGGACGGGCUUAAGAAGCCGAAAAAGGAUCCCAACGAAGAGCUGUUGCAGGUCCCUCCCAAGAUUACACCGUUACCGAGCCUUGCGGAAUGUUUAGUGCAGCUGCAGGCGACGCUGAAGACGAUGGAGAUGAACAUCCAGACCAAGGCGGCGACGGUGGCGCAGCUUACCCGCGAGAGAGACGACAUCAUCCAGAGGGAAGCUGAAGUACAGGCGUUUUUGAACGAAACGGGCAAGAAGUACGAGGAGGCCAUGGGACGGAAACCUAAUCCUGCUGACGGGGUGGCCGGUGCGCUGGCUGGCGAGAGAGGGCUGGAGAGCUUGGGAGCGACGCCAGUCAAUGAAGUCCAUAUGGAGGACGUGGCAUGA
Messenger RNA from Trichoderma citrinoviride, 1401 nucleotides. RefSeq lists its product as hypothetical. NCBI's taxonomy places the organism in Eukaryota, Fungi, Ascomycota, Sordariomycetes, Hypocreales, Hypocreaceae. The transcript is spliced from 2 exons. Gene Ontology annotation, cellular component: U2-type post-mRNA release spliceosomal complex. Gene Ontology annotation, biological process: spliceosomal complex disassembly. The coding region runs from base 1 to 1401 and encodes 466 amino acids. The record is from RefSeq and is a predicted model, not a curated record.